AUGUUCUCUGUUUCCGAGCACCAGCUGCCAUGCGACGCCCUGUACUCGCGCAUUAGCGCCAGUCGCUCCAAACCCCUUGUGGGUUUCGGCGGCCGGGACGCCUCUAUCCACGUCUAUCCAUUCAUGGGAUACACGCGGACUGCCUGGCUGCAGGGACUGUCGGAGCCUAUCACAGCCCUCGGCUUUGACCCGGACCAGACGUCCGUGGUGGGCGGAAGCGACGCCGGCAAGCUGCAAAUGUGGGACAUUGGCUCUGAGGAGGUGGUGCGUGUCUUCACGCGCGGCCACGCCUCCACCGUGACCGACAUCGAUGUCUUCCGCAGCGGGCAGUUCUUCGCCACCGUUUCAACGGAUAGGAUACUGCGCAUCUGGGAUGUGCGAAAGUCGUCUGGCCGGCAGUCCUACAAGGAUGCCACCGCCCCAUUAUGUGCAGUGCAAUUCUCGCCGAACGGCAGGUGGGUAGCCACCGGGUGUGCGCGCGGUAUUGUGCGGCUCUACGACCUCGUCGCUGGCAAGAUUGUCCACACGUUCGAACUGCACACCGGUGCCAUUACGAGUCUCCACUUUCACCCGGACUUGUACUAUUUAGUGGUGGGCAGCGGUGACGGUACGGUGUCGGUGUGGGACCUAGACUCCUUUGAGGCGCGGUUUCACAGCAGCAGCCAGCACACACCCAUCGACGCCGUCUACUUCAGCGGCACGCGCCUCCUCGCGACAUCGGAUCACAACCUUCGUAUCUUCGAUACGUCGAACCUUAGUGAACGCACGGCCGUGUCGCUGGAGGCGCCGUGGAUUAUGAUGGGUGACGUAGCCUACGCAGGCGCCACGGACGAGGCCUGGUUCGUGGAGACGGCCGGAGCGACGGCGAUGAAGUGUAAGUUGUGCUUGCGCGACAUCCGCCGCCCUGGAGAAGAGGAGCGUUGCGCGGCAGCAGCGCCAUCCGCAUCUGUUCUAGCACCUGCCUCGCCCUCCCAGCGAGUCCCGGUGGCGACGCUGAACAGCAACAGUUCAAUCUUCGCGGAUGCGCGAAAGAAACCUGUAAAUGGGUCUCGGCUCAGCCCAAUGGACUCACCGGCGAAAACAACGGAAAAUGACGUGGCAGAAAAGGAGUUGCGGGCGGAGACGUCAGAACCGACGGCGGCGAACCUGCCACAACCAGCAUUCAGUAGCGGUGGACCAUCUUUCCCACCGACAUUGGCCCCGUCAUCGAGUACAGGCGAGUCAGAGCUGCAGAUGGUGCAGCAGCUGAGUCACGAGCACGGCACUGUCUUUACCACGCUGCAGAGGCGCCUCAACACUCUGCGCACCGUGCGUACGCUCUGGAUGCAGAACCAGCCAGAGGCAAUGGCGCACGUGAGGCGGCUCUACGACGAGGGGCAGGAGUUUGGCCCGCUCUUCGACUUUUUAACCGUGCUGCAGCAGCCCCGCAUGAAGGAUAAGUUGCUCACAGAGUCCGUCGCUACUUUUUUGGACCUCGUCGAGAUCGCGCUCAAGACGGACUACGAGCCGCUAAUCUUGUUAGGGCUGCGCACGCUUCGCAGCAUUUCCACCAAGUUCCGCGCAAGGAUGGAGGAGGCGCAGCGGCGGGCGCGCGCGUCGCAGAGCACAGGCUACAACGAUCCUCUCGGCAUGAGUCAGCAUCAGCACAUAACACAGAAGUUGAAUAAUUGCUGCCCGGUGGUCUUUGCGCUGGCGGAGCGCUGCGAUGGCGUCGGAGAGGAGGCUAGGGCAGUCCUGCCAGACAUGCCGCCGCCGCCGCGCACUCAAUAG
Messenger RNA from Leishmania mexicana MHOM/GT/2001/U1103, 1770 nucleotides. Its product is annotated as putative katanin. Gene Ontology annotation, molecular function: microtubule binding. Gene Ontology annotation, biological process: microtubule depolymerization. Gene Ontology annotation, cellular component: katanin complex. The record is from RefSeq and is a predicted model, not a curated record. The transcript has a single exon. Bases 1 to 1770 code for a protein of 589 amino acids. NCBI's taxonomy places the organism in Eukaryota, Euglenozoa, Kinetoplastea, Trypanosomatida, Trypanosomatidae.